CGGGUAUUUCGUGUGUGAAGUGGUCCGGGCAGAAACAAGCAGACAGACGUAUUAAUUAGUGAAUUAAAGGCAGUUUAGUGAGUUUUUGUCGCCGUGUGAGAGUGAAGCAGCGGCGGGGACAGCAUGUCCGCAGCGGGGAGAUGGACUGGGACCAACUGGACCUUAACCCCAGGAUCAUAGCAUCCGUUAGGAGAGUGAAACUGAAGUGCGUGCGCGAGGCGUUGUGUGUUUCCGGUCCAGACCUGCAGAGACUCACCGGUCUGUCCCGGUCCGACGUCCAUCAGCUGCAGACCGCCGCGGCCACGGCCUGCAGACGCCACCCCCCCACCCCAGCCGUCCUGCUGCAGCGUGGAUAUAGUGGUCUCAGACUGAGUGUGGGCUGUCCCGUCCUGGACCAGCUGCUGAGGGGGGGUCUUCCUGCUGGGGGGGUCACCGAGCUGUCCGGAGAGAGCGGAGCGGGGAAGACUCAGCUGGCUCUGCAGCUCUGCCUGUCGGUCCAGUACCCAGCCCAGCACGGUGGUCUGGACUCAGGAGCGGUGUAUAUCUGUACGGAGGACCAGUUCCCUGUGCGGCGUCUAGAUCAGCUGAUCCGGGGUCAGGCCUCUCUGCGGCGGGACGUCCCGGCGGCUCUGAUCAGCAGCCGGAGGUUCAGUGACCACGUCUACGUGGAGCACGCUGCCGACCUGGACUCCCUGAGUGUGUGUCUGUCCCGCCGCGUGCCCCUGCUGCUGGCUCGCCAACACGUGCGCCUCCUGGUGGUGGACUCGGUGGCGGCCCUGUUCAGGUCUGAGUUCCAGGCUUCUGAUUGGCUGGAGAGGAGCCAACAGCUGAUCAGCUUCUCUCACACACUGCACACGCUGAGCCUGGAGUUCAACACACCUGUUCUCUGUAUCAACCAGGUGACCGAUGUUUUCAGCUCCGAUGACAGUUUGGGGCCUGUGUCUGGGGCCGUGGCCCCGGCUCUGGGGUUGGUCUGGGCCAAUCAGGUGAUGGUUCGGCUGAUGAUGCGGCGUCUCCAGGAGACGGUUGCCAGGGGUGACCAGAGCAGCAUCCUCCGCAGGCUGGAGGUGGUGUUCGCUCCACACCUGUCCCGGGACGGCAGGGAUGCUGCAGUCUGGAGGGAGGGGGUCCUGGGACUGGACAGCGCUAAUAACACACGGACAGGUGUGUUAUAACACACGGACAGGUGUGUUAUAACACACGGACAGAUGCUUAUAACACACGGACAGGUGUGUUAUAACACACGGACAGGUGUGUUAUAACACACGGACAGAUGUUUAUAACACACGGACAGGUGUGUUAUAACACACGGACAGAUGUUUAUAACACACGGACAGAUGCUUAUAACACACGGACAGGUGUGUUAUAACACACGGACAGAUGUUUAUAACACACGGACAGGUGUGUUAUAACACACGGACAGAUGUUUAUAACACACGGACAGGUGUGUUAUAACACACGGACAGAUGCUUAUAACACACGGACAGGUGUGUUAUAACACACGGACAGAUGCUUAUAACACACGGACAGGUGUGUCAUAACACACGGACAGAUGCUUAUAACACACGGACAGGUGUGUUAUAACACACGGACAGAUGUUUAUAACACACGGACAGAUGUUUAUAACACACGGACAGAUGUGUUAUAACACACGGACAGGUGUGUUAUAACACACGGACAGAUGUGUAUAACUGACAGACAGAUGUGUAUAACACACGGACAGAUGUGUAUAACUGACAGACAGAUGUGUAUAACACACGGAUAGAUGUGUAUAACUGACAGACAGAUGUUUAUAAGACAGAUAGAUGUGUAAUAACAGAGACAGCUGUUUAUAACACACGGACAGAUGUGUAUAACAGGGAGAGACAGAUGUUUAUAAGACAGAUGUGUAAUAACAGACAGAUGUGUAUAACAGACAGACAGAUGUGUAUAAUAUAGUAUUUCAUUAGUUUUAAAUACUGAGAACAGUUUAAUAUGAACAUGAUGUCAUCUGUUCCUCCCGUGAUGUCAUCUGUUACUCCCGUGAUGUCAUCUGUUACUCCCGUGAUGUCAUCUGUUCCUCCCGUGAUGUCAUCUGUUCCUCCCGUGAUGUCAUCUGUUCCUCCCAUGGAGCAGCUCUACUGUCCCGGGACGAGAGAUCUGCUUCUUCUGGGUCAAAAUUUAACAUUAAAACUUUUCUUUUUUUAAACGUUUGUGACUUUUCAUCUUGUUUUGGAAGAAUUUUUUUUCGGAUGUCUUUGUCGAUUUAUUUUCUGCGCUUUUUUUCAAAGUUCUGUCAUUUUAUUUCUUCAAAUGUUAUAAAUAGAAUUA
Messenger RNA from Perca flavescens (yellow perch), 2310 nucleotides. It is a transcript of the gene xrcc3, whose product is annotated as X-ray repair complementing defective repair in Chinese hamster cells 3. Gene Ontology annotation, cellular component: replication fork; Rad51C-XRCC3 complex. Lineage: Eukaryota; Metazoa; Chordata; Actinopteri; Perciformes; Percidae. Gene Ontology annotation, biological process: resolution of mitotic recombination intermediates; double-strand break repair via synthesis-dependent strand annealing; telomere maintenance via recombination. Gene Ontology annotation, molecular function: four-way junction DNA binding; ATP-dependent DNA damage sensor activity; ATP binding. The transcript has 7 exons. The record is from RefSeq and is a predicted model, not a curated record. The coding region runs from base 141 to 1175 and encodes 344 amino acids.